Chironomus riparius is the source of this 156-nucleotide messenger RNA. NCBI's taxonomy places the organism in Eukaryota, Metazoa, Arthropoda, Insecta, Diptera, Chironomidae. The record is from the annotation of a GenBank genome assembly.
AUGCCGCAUCUCAAUAUUUAUUUGAAUUUAUUAAAACUUCAUGCUGACAUCAGAGUUCUCAGGUGCGUGCAACAUUUUAGUACAAAAACAUUUAUGCACAGAAUAUUUGUAAUAUUAAAAGUCUGGAUUUUAUUAAUUAUUGAUUCGAAAAAUUAA